AUUUGUGAUUCGUGUUUACAAAUAUUCGGACUGGACGCGCGUUACUGGCCAGUGUUUAAAUAUUCCAAAAUUGUGUUAAAAAUGUUCUGUGUAUAAAUCUUAUAAAUCCACAAAAUGGCGGGCAAAGUUAGUGAAACUGAAUUGAGUGACGUAAAAAAUGCAAAAAAGAACGGUGAAGCGACAGAUGUUUUGGAAGAAACUAAAAAUGGCGAAACCACAAAUCCUGCUCCGGAGACGGAGAAGAACAAGUUGAAAGCGUUUUUCAAAUUCUUCACAGUGGAACCGUAUUUGUUUUGUUUCGUUUUACCUAACAUCAUAUCAGCUGUGGCAGUUCAGAAACUAAACAUGGAGAAAGCGUGUCGCGCAGAUCUCAACUAUUCGGAAUAUGUUUGUACGGGAGCGAUUUCUGGGACCCUCGAUGAUAAUUUGACGUCAGAGGCUUUGAGCGGUGCACAGAUCAUGGUAGCGGACAUGACUGCUUGGACUCAACCGCUGCAGAGCAGCAUACCGGCUGUAGCGAUCUUGUUCAUCGGAGCUUGGAGUGAUGCCACAGGAAACAGGAAAUAUUUGAUGCUUGUCCCUGUUUUUGGAGAAUUGGUAUCAUCGUUGUUACUGAUCCUCGCAAACUAUUACUUUAUAGAGUGGCCGCUGUGGGCGACUGGGUUGAUAGAAUCGUUACCCUCGGCUUUAGCUGGAGGUCUAUCCAUAGCUCUGAUGGGUUCAUACAGUUACAUAGCGGAUAUAACGACGUUGGAGACGCGGACUUUUCGGAUGGGUUGCGUUGCUGUGAUAGUCACAUUGGGAAUACCACUGGGAUCAUCUAUUAGCGGCGUUUUAACUGAGUCAGUGGGUUACUACGGCAUAUUCGCUAUAUGUGCAGCUCUAUACGCGUUUGGAUUAGUGUAUACUUACGUCAGGAUCCAUGAUGUCAGAAAUGAACCGUUAAAAGGCACGCUGGUUCAGAAGUUAAUUAGUUUCUUUCAUCCGAGAAACGCGUGGCACACGAUCUCUCUUUUGAUACUGUCGCCCAAGAAGGAGCUGAUCCAAAUAUGGUUGGUUGUUUUGGCUCAUAUCGUCCUCAUAGGACCCGUUUUUGGUGAAAGCAGCGUCUUAUUUUUGUAUACUCUGAGGAAAUUUAGCAUGGACAUAGUGGACUUCAGCUUAUUUUCGACCUAUUCUGUUGUGAUGGGAUUGAUUGGAACGGCGUUAGCUGUGACCAUCUUCAGCCAACGUCUUCAGAUGCACGAUUCCCUGGUGGGUCUCAUAGCGGCCAUUUGCAAGGUGGUGUCGAGCUUCGUAUACGGACUGGCUCCCAACCGGUCGUGGUUCUUCUCCGGACCAGUGUUCGACCUGUUCGGCAGUUCUGGCGGCACUAUCAUUAGAUCCUUGGGGACCAAGGUCGUUAUACCGGAGAAAGUUGGCAAAAUGUGCUCGCUGAUCGGGUUCGUGGAGGCGGUGGUGCCGGUGGCUUACACACCGAUCUACAGCAAGCUGUACUCGCGCACGCUGGACAGCUUCCCGGGCGCCUUCUACCUGCUGGGCGGCGUCAUGACCGUACCCGCCAUCUUUGUGUUCUUAACCCUGUACGCCACAUACCGCAAGGAGCAGAGGGACGUGGUCAAGGACCCUGACGCGAAGGAGACGCACGCCCACGACAACGAUGUCACCGUAUUAUAGACAUGACACUUUCGUUAUAUUCAUUGUUAAAGUUAAUUGUAGUAAUAAUGUUUAGCGUUAUAACAUGUGUAAAUAAAUGGAGAUUGAUAGUUAA
Molecule: messenger RNA, 1771 nt
Organism: Bicyclus anynana (squinting bush brown)
Lineage: Eukaryota; Metazoa; Arthropoda; Insecta; Lepidoptera; Nymphalidae
Product: proton-coupled folate transporter-like
Exons: 5
Coding region: 115-1677 (520 amino acids)
Biological process (GO): transmembrane transport
Cellular component (GO): membrane
Molecular function (GO): transmembrane transporter activity
Source: RefSeq, a predicted model, not a curated record